AUGCAGAUCCUCGGAGGCAAAGAAACGGCGGCGGUUGAGUUGAGAGAACUCGACGGUGGCAGAAGGCGGCAGAAAGCAGGUUUUCCGGCGAGACAAAAAGCUGAAGAAACGGACCUGGAUCUUCAAGGAGAGCUCAAUGCAGAUUCGCGGAGGCAAAGAAACGGCGGCGAUUGA
Molecule: messenger RNA, 174 nt
Organism: Arabis nemorensis
Lineage: Eukaryota; Viridiplantae; Streptophyta; Magnoliopsida; Brassicales; Brassicaceae
Source: the annotation of a GenBank genome assembly